GCUGACUUUCUGAACUACUUGUACUUGUUGGUUUAAAACCGUGCUCUACGGCCCCAUCAGCCCAUGAUGGAUCCUCUCCGUGCGGGCGCAAGUGUCGUGGACUUUCUCAAGGUUGCCCUGACAUCCGCCAAGACCAUUCAUGAUGUGCUAUCGGCAAUAAAAGACGGCCCUGAGGGCGUGGAGAGACUCACCAACGAGGUCGCGCAGCUACAGCACAUCCUAGAACGUCUCAGUCAGAUCCCAUUCGGAAAUGCAACCGACGUCGCUGAAAUGGCAGACCUGGCAAGAAAAUGCGCCAACGACGUCGCUGUUUUUGAGUCGAGGCUACAGCGUCUACAGCUCUCUGGUGCCGACUGUCGCAGGGCCCGAUUCCGGAGGAGGAUCCAGAUUACUUUUAGCGACAAGGACUUGGAACAGAUGCGAGAUGUCAUCCGAGCACAUGUGUUGAUGCUCAACUUCCGCCUCAACCUCGUCCAGACCACGCAGCUCUCCCUAUCAACAACACAGUCCUCAGAAAUCCUUGGCCUUUUGCAGCAGCUCAAGGGCGAUGUGGCCGCCUUGCAUCAGUCUAGAGCAUCGGGGAACGACCAACCCGCAGCCCCUGCACACUCGCAUGCGAUGGAGGUUGAUGACGAGGCCUCAGUGCCCCCUUCAACUGACGACACAGCGCUCGACGAAAGCAUCUCCCGAUUGACAAAACUAGUGGCAGAGAAAGAAUGCACCGUUGACUCUGAGGAUGCAGAGCAACUCAUCCAAGACCUUGAAACCCUUCUAGCGUCUGCUCAAAGGAAUGAGAUUGAGUCGAGCCAUGAAGUAACACCAGACCAUCCUACAAGCGAUCACAGUGAGGGAGAAGCCGUCUGGAAAGAGUUGAAGCUCGUCAACAACUUGAUCUCAUCGGCCCCAUCUUUAACCAUCAAUCGGAACGCUCAAUUAGGGGUCAUCUCUAACGUUCCGCAAGGGACCAUAAUUGAGCAAACCCGAAAGCGCAAAGAAAUUGAUCUCAGUAACGGUGUGCUUAGUAUUUCAACUGUAAAGCGACGGCGCAGAUACUUGGGCAAUCGAAAUAACAACGACGACAACAAAGGUAGCAAGGACUUCGUUGCUAAACUCGUCUUCAAGCCGAACAACGCUCAUGCCAUGAUCGCGGUUUCCGUGAAUCAAGGUCAAGUGCUUUUCGAUAGCUUCAUCAGCAUGGCACCACGCGUUUCUGCCAUUAACAUUCUCCCCAAGGAUUCAUUAGUUUUCCAGCUCGCUGCCGGUGGCAAAGUCCAGGAUUUGAUGGCUUUGGUUGCUGAAGGGAAGGCAAGCCUUCGCGACCACGAUACGGAAGGAUGGUCCUUACUUCAUCAUGCGAUUCGGCAUCCCACUAUGUGCAAGUUCUUGAUUCAAAACGGCUUGGACGUAGAUGAGAUCGCAUUCAAAACUUGGAACGGAAGGGCCUUGGAGUUUACACCUCUACAUUUCCUCAACGACAUUCUCCACGAAACAGGUCGAGUACUGUUGGAGGCUGGUGCAGACCCGACCAUAUUAGUUCGAGGUAACCCGAGCGCUGUCAACAAGUUCGCAGAACUUCAGGAUUUUUCACCUGAAUCUAUUCUUCGACAAAUCUUUACUCUGUGCCAUUACUUCGAGAUCACCAGUCCGGUAGAUCAUAUGGAAACAACUCCAUUUUUAAUGGCUUGCUCCCCGCCUUCAAGGAUGUCUGGAUCCUUUGAUCCACAACAACACAUCCAAAAUCUUGCCUUCAUGCUGGAUAGGGGCUGCAGCAUAAACGCUACUGACAAAUACGAGCUCACUUGUUUACACAGCUUCUUUCUCUACCAGGAUGCCUGGGAUCUUGGGCAUGACUGGAAGGAGGUGUUGAUCUACCUGAUACGCCGGGGAGCAGAUGUUCAUGCUGUGAGUGCUGAAGGUUGGUCUGUCUCAGCAAUGGCCUAUGGCGAAGCAUGCAAGAAGAACUGCCCUAUCAGGAAGGAUUUUGGGUCAUACUUUGGUGACCUUUGGGACGUCCUGCUUGAUACUUGUGGCUACGAGAUCAUAGAGUUCAGGAAAAGCUAUCCUCGGAAAGCACAAUAUGUCGAAAUCUAUUCGCGACAAGAUUUCGAGCUCCUCUGGGAGGGUCGUGAACAUCGGUGUCCCUAUUGGGACGAUGAAAUAUGGCCUGACAUUGAGCACGAUGUUGAAAAAGGAAAUCAAAAUAACCCAAAAGCGAAGGAUAUGUGCGCACGAUGGCAUCAUUAUGAAGAACCCAUCGAUGAUGGCUCUACGACUGAUGGCUGCAGUGGCUCCCCUGAUGGCGCCCAAGAAUAUGGUAGCGACGAUGACAUCCAGGCACUCUCUGCUGCUGAAGUCGAUUCCGGUUCAACAUCAUCUAAUGGGGAAAUGUCUUACGCCUUUGGAUAUGCCAACGACCACGACAUCCAGGCACUCCCGGUUUCCGGUUCCGAUUCAACAUCGUCGAAUGGCGAACUUUUUUAUGUGCCGCACCAAGUUAACUCCGCAGAUUCCAACUCAGGCCAUCGUCACGAAAUGGUCUCUGAUCAUCUUCGCCCGGUGAUCUCGCCCAGGAUUGAAAACUAUACACGCGCAAGAGAAUCCUCAGAGCGGGUAGACAAUUACCACCGCGAAGUUUCGGCCUCCCAGAACGACGAGUUGUUUGAUAACCCUUGGAGCGAGUACCGGUCACACGGCUUUGUUUGACACGGAAGGCCAUUAGCCAUAAGUCAUUGUUGUCUGUAUAGAGUCAGUGAGUUGUUAAGUAGAAGUAUCGCGCAGGUAUGUGGCGAGGUGGGGGCCUUGCUUGAAGCCGGCACCCCAACGUCAGUAGUAAAAGAAUAGGGGCUAAAGAAGAAUUCCUGGUUUAAAUAACGAAAAAAAAGAAUGAUCUCUUUCG
This is a messenger RNA of Ilyonectria robusta, 2896 nucleotides long. RefSeq lists its product as uncharacterized. The transcript has 5 exons. NCBI's taxonomy places the organism in Eukaryota, Fungi, Ascomycota, Sordariomycetes, Hypocreales, Nectriaceae. Bases 64 to 2703 code for a protein of 879 amino acids. Gene Ontology annotation, molecular function: protein binding. The record is from RefSeq and is a predicted model, not a curated record.